This is a messenger RNA of Penicillium argentinense, 2007 nucleotides long. RefSeq lists its product as uncharacterized. The record is from RefSeq and is a predicted model, not a curated record. NCBI's taxonomy places the organism in Eukaryota, Fungi, Ascomycota, Eurotiomycetes, Eurotiales, Aspergillaceae. The coding region runs from base 1 to 2007 and encodes 668 amino acids. The transcript is spliced from 4 exons.
AUGGCCAGGGAGAAGGCGGUCGUGGGCGGCAAAACGGGCGGCACGUUGGGGCGGGCCAGUAAUCGCCCAAACCGUGAUGCCGAUGUAGGCGACCAACCCGAGCAGGCGAUGAAUCUUGAAGAACCCGUCGCGGCGUCCAGCCAUGCGAAACCAAGCCCCAGAAAGGCUGCACCCCGGGGGAAGUGGAGCGAGGAACGGCUGUUGACCGACACGAAAUCGGAGCUGGUGGACGCAAACCUGGUGAGCUUGUUUGCCGACUCAGAUGCUUGGAAUUGCUUGGAUGAAAGCGAGAAGCGCGAGAUUCUCGCCUUACUCCCCGACGAUGUCCACCCCGAGGCAGAGAUUGUACAGGACGACCCGGACGCGAAGAUCCCGCCUCCUCCGCAAGAGUUCCUGCGCUACUCGAUGAACUGGCGCGAUGGUGUUCGCCAAUUCCAAGAUGACCUCGCUAAUGGCCAUUUCAAUCCUGAGUGGCUGCGUCAAGCGGAAGAAGCUCGUAAACAGCGGGCGAAUGGCGAUUUCGAUACCUUUAAGGAGCAGGAAUUCGAGGAAUAUUGGGGACAAAAGCAGAAAAUGGAUAUGAGUCUUAUUGCUGGUGAAAGCGCAAAGGUUAAACUCAGCCAACUUAUCCAGGAUGGUGUUGUCAGAAUCGGCGAUGUCUGGAGAUAUCGCUUUGUUUUUGGCAAGGGGGAGGAUCGUUUCUGUAUUGACAAGGAAGCCAGGAUCCACGACAUCAAAGGCUUGAAGUUGUCGUUUGUGGUUCCGACUGGGACACGAACUUUCCUCUCUGUUCCUUCUCAAUUACAGGAAGAGCCCAAGACAAUCGUCGAAAACGGAACAAAAGCGGAUAUCACCACAUCAGAUUCGCAAAAGGCGUCAACAGGCAUGAAAAAGGAAUCAACAGACACGAAGAAGCAUGAUCCGGAAAGCGACAUUAAAACAGAUCCUAACACCACAGAUCCUUGCGAGAAGAUAUCCACAGAGAUUCCCGCAGAGCCUUGCGCGGGAACGGCAAAUGGCGCCCAAGAGGACCCCCAGAAAUUAGAAGCUCCCGCAAACGAUGUGCCUGACACCGUGGAGACAAAGCCGUCGCCCCAGGAAACCACGGUCAAAGACCAAAACGGCCCUGAAAACACGCCCGGUGCACACUACGAUUCCUAUUCGUCGGUUGAGGCUCCCAUAGUGAGACAACCUCCUAGCACGAAAGGGGAAAGUAGCCAGGCCAACAAUGGACUCAAGCGCCCAGCCCCUCAGCCUGUGCCAGAACCUCCAGCGAAGCGAAGGGCCGGUAGACCUCUCAAGUACCUGAUCAAGGAGCCAGCACCAACCGAGCAGGAAGAUACCAAGCAGGAGACUUUCAAGCAGGAAGCUAUCAAACAGGACGCCACCUAUACUGCGUCUAGCACGCCCGCAAGCUCAAGCGUAUCAGUGGGAAUUUACAACCUGCCUCCCUCGGCACCACUCAAGAAAAUGCAAGCGGAGGAUGCAGCCACCACGCAGGAAGAAAAUACUGUACAGACUCGAAUUGUGCCCACUACCGAGGACGGAAAGGGAAAGGCGAUCACAGAGCCAUCAGCUCAAAGCAAUGGGGCUGAAAAUCCUGAGAAUGGCAAUAUCGUCUCAGCGACAGAAAAUGAAGAUGCAAAUGAAACCGGACUCAAGGAUACGGAUCAUAUCAGACCCGUGUCUUUUCCACUUUCCACUCGCACAAUGUCGCCGCUUACACCUCCGCCUGAGGACAUGGACAACGGAACCGAGCAGCCUGCAGAGGAGAAGCCCGCAGAGCCCUCCAAGCCCGCGGACGCCGAGCAGGCCCUCGAAACAAUCGUCCACGGCAUCACAUCUACAGCCAAUUUCGCCAAAUGUAUCGUGGACAUGGACGGACGACGACCCGAAGGUGCGCGUUUCUCGAAUAAUGCGUGGAAGGAGAUCCGCUGUUAUCGAAACAACCAGGACAUAGGGAGUCUCUGGGAUGUUCGACAUCAGUGGUACCUCAAGCACCAGUGA